Molecule: messenger RNA, 767 nt
Organism: Anopheles bellator
Lineage: Eukaryota; Metazoa; Arthropoda; Insecta; Diptera; Culicidae
Gene: Csas
Product: N-acylneuraminate cytidylyltransferase A
Exons: 2
Coding region: 12-749 (245 amino acids)
Molecular function (GO): N-acylneuraminate cytidylyltransferase activity
Source: RefSeq, a predicted model, not a curated record
AGAACGUAACGAUGAUGCUAGGUGCAAGUUUCCUGCUGGCCACGCUGGCUUUGUGCAUCGAUUCAAGUUGGGGAGAUUCGAUCGCUGCCCUCAUACUGGCGCGGGGUGGUUCGAAAGGCAUCCCGCUGAAGAAUAUCGUCGAGCUGGCACCGAACGAAACGUUACUCGGCCGAGCACUGGACACCAUCCGACGGGCGUCCGUUUUCAACGACAUCUGGGUAUCGACCGAUCAUGAGCUGAUCGCACGGGAAGCUGAGCGGCACGGUGCAACAGUGUUUACCCGAUCCGUCACACACGCCCAGGAUCAUUCAACGUCACUCGAGGCGACACGUGAAUUUCUGGAAGCGCAUCCGGAGAUCGAUCGUUUCGCGCUGAUCCAAUGCACUUCUCCCUUGCUGCGGCCACACUAUCUGGAGAACGCAGCCCACCAGCUUUCCCCUACCGGACCAGCACUUCCGUGUGUGUUUAGUGUGCUGCGAAGCUAUAAAUUGCGGUGGCGCAAAAUGGACCUCAGCGGGCUGCUGGAACCGCUCAACUUCGACCCGAAAGCCAGACCACGGCGACAAGAUUGGACCGGGGAGCUGGUAGAGACGGGCAUGUUUUACUUCACCAACCGGCGGCUGGUGAUGGAGGAGGGAACCUUCCAGAACGAACGGUGCGGGGUGGUGGAAGUGGAAGAACUCGACGCCUUGGAGAUCGACGAUGCGAAGGAUCUCGAGAUGGCGCGACUUUUGAUUGCAAUGGACUAAGGAGUGGCCACCGAAGUA